Molecule: messenger RNA, 1327 nt
Organism: Glossina fuscipes
Lineage: Eukaryota; Metazoa; Arthropoda; Insecta; Diptera; Glossinidae
Exons: 2
Coding region: 761-1327 (188 amino acids)
Source: RefSeq, a predicted model, not a curated record
CUUACGUACAAAUAAAAAUGCACCAAAUUAUCGAUUCAUUGUUAUUGAUUUUGAAAACCAUUCUGAAAGUAAUUGGAUAACUUUGAUACCGAAAAAUCAGAAAUUUUUACGGGCUUGUCUUCGAAGUUUGAUAGUCAGUCGGAUAAAUAUGUUGAACACUCCAAAAGAGGAAAGUAGCUUCUAGAGUUUCGGAAGGAGACCAAUGAAAAAGAUUAAUUAGAUGUUGACUUCAAAAUGGUGACACUUCGUAGCAACGACAUCUAUCUUCUGCGUCGAGAUGACGCACGAGAUCGCGAUCCGGAUCGGGACCGGGACCGCGGACCCGAAGGAGAGCGGGACCUACGGCGGGACGGCGAACGAGACGCCGCUGUUUUUCUUCCACGGCUUCUGGGCAUUCCCUCUUCCGCGCCUGCGGUUAGCAUCGCUGGGGCCGGGCUCAUCGUCCUCUAUUGCGGCAACCGUAUUCUCGGGACUCGAAGCCGUGAAAUUUAUUGCCAUACCAAUCUUCUCCAUUUUUUUCAAGAUGCCCAAAUCGACUGCAUGGUUUACUCUCAUUCUAAUGUCGUCCAUGUCCAAAUUUCCCUCUUCAUUCAUUUUGGCACUAAAAACCAUCGUUUGCUUGAUCUCCGGUUUCCCAAUACUCCAAUAUUCCAAUGAAAGAUGAAAUUUGCAAUGGCAAUUUCAUUGCCAUUCAUUGUCAUCUAUAUAUUACGUUGCCGCAAGCUUUGAUACACGUUUAGCACGAAAGCAAUGGUAUAAUAUGUCACAUGUUUUGGAUCGUCAUGCUCGAAACAAACAAAUGAUGAUGCAAUUUGAGAAUGAAUUGGAACGUCUGAUGAAUGAGCGUGAUAGAUUAUCAUCCGAUUUGUUGGACGUUCAAAAACGAACCUCAACUAGCAGCAAUGACUUGGACAAUGAGGAAGAUUUAAUUAAAUCUAAUCUGACUUAUGUCCAAGAAAGCAUUAAUAAUACUCAACAAGCUUUGUUGCAAUUCGAUGAUAGUAAAGAUUUCAAUGUGGGUGAAUCGCACAAUGUGCAAAAGUUCAUCAACGAAAUCGAUAAUAUCGACGAGGCGAAAUAUUUGUUAGAACGUUUAUCUACGAACUCAGUAGACUUGUUAUGCAAAGUGGCCAAUUUGGAAAAUCACUUGCAGGAACGUAUUGCUUUAUUAAAAGAGGCUCAGCAAGAAUGUCUUGUGCAGCAACAAUUGUUACAGCAUUUCAUAGCACAAAAUAAUUUGGAAAAAAUAACCGAUUUAUUUGAAUCGUUAAGCUUAAGCGUCUCGAAAUCAAAUUGCAUUAGAACUAGCGGUUCGCAAAAGUCUUAA